This is a messenger RNA of Glycine soja, 711 nucleotides long. RefSeq lists its product as uncharacterized. Lineage: Eukaryota; Viridiplantae; Streptophyta; Magnoliopsida; Fabales; Fabaceae. The coding region runs from base 159 to 560 and encodes 133 amino acids. The transcript has a single exon. The record is from RefSeq and is a predicted model, not a curated record.
UAUCCCGUUGGAUAAUUAAAAAACUGAUUCUGUCACAUCCCCACGCACUUAUCUUACACAACUAUUGCACUAUAUUGUUUCUUCGGUGACUAAAAAUUUUAUAAUAAGCUUCAAGAUAGUAUUAUGCUAUGCUGUGGAAUUAAUCUUUUCCAAAAGCCAUGGCCUCUGUUUGCAAAUCAGAUUGUGUGAAGGACUCACAUCGUCCCCUUAGGCCAACCUUCGUAAACCGCCACAAGUGGCCAGAAUCCGAGGUAGAGUUUGUGAAGACGGUGAAUUCUAACAUUCAUGCGAAGCCAAAAGGAGCAGUUGAUAGCUUCUCGUGUAGGCAAAUGUACUUGAGGAGUUACAAAUUCUCAAGGGAGAAAGUGGGUGUGAGAGAGAAGACCCUCAAGUGUUUCAAUAAACUGAAGGAGAGGGUCGUUUGUGUCAGAAAUAAAUUGAAUUUGAAGAGUAAGUAUAAGGUUCUGGUGAGGGCCAAGGAUGUCACUUUUGCUGCGUUUUCAAUCUUUCAGAGUUUUCUACCCUGCUCUGCCAAGGUCGAUGUGCUUCAUGAUUUCUAAUCCAAUCUCACUUGCUUUUUAAUUUUUAUCUUCUGCUGCUUUAUACUGUACCAUGUAGUAUGUGCCCUUUUUCUUUUCUGAAAAAAUAAAAUGAAACAGGAGGCAAUGUUAAAGAUAUGGUUUAUGAAAAUUUCGAGAAAAAUUACAGCAA